Schistosoma mattheei is the source of this 531-nucleotide messenger RNA. The record is from the annotation of a GenBank genome assembly. Lineage: Eukaryota; Metazoa; Platyhelminthes; Trematoda; Strigeidida; Schistosomatidae.
AUGAUGAUGAUGAUGAUGAUGAUGAUGAUGAUGAUGAUGAUGAUGAUGAUGAUGAUGAUGAUGAUGAUGAUGAUGAUGAUGAUGAUGAUGAUGAUGAUGAUGAUGAUGAUGAUGAUGAUGAUGAUGAUGAUGAUGAUGAUGAUGAUGAUGAUGAUGAUGAUGAUGAUGAUGAUGAUGAUGAUGAUGAUGAUGAUGAUGAUGAUGAUGAUGAUGAUGAUGAUGAUGAUGAUGAUGAUGAUGAUGAUGAUGAUGAUGAUGAUGAUGAUGAUGAUGAUGAUGAUGAUGAUGAUGAUGAUGAUGAUGAUGAUGAUGAUGAUGAUGAUGAUGAUGAUGAUGAUGAUGAUGAUGAUGAUGAUGAUGAUGAUGAUGAUGAUGAUGAUGAUGAUGAUGAUGAUGAUGAUGAUGAUGAUGAUGAUGAUGAUGAUGAUGAUGAUGAUGAUGAUGAUGAUGAUGAUGAUGAUGAUGAUGAUGAUGAUGAUGAUGAUGAUGAUGAUGAUGAUGAUGAUGAUGAUGAUGAUGAUGAUGAUAUAA